Chara braunii is the source of this 1875-nucleotide messenger RNA. The record is from the annotation of a GenBank genome assembly. Lineage: Eukaryota; Viridiplantae; Streptophyta; Charophyceae; Charales; Characeae.
CGGGUGGACAGGUCACCGAACGACAUCACACGAUACGACAAUAUGGCUACGACGAGUCGAGAUAUGAUGGCCAUUGUCCUGCACGCCGACGGAGGGGAUCUGAAAAAAGUAAAUGUCAAACCCCGACUCCACAACGACCUCACAACCGUGCACGUUGUGGAGGAGAAGUUUGGGAAGUGUCAAGGUAAACACGGUGGGAUAAAGAGCGAUGAUAGUGCGGUGUAUUCCAUCUGGGAGCGAGAGCCUGGAAAGUUACGUUCGUUGUGCGGGUCAUUUGUCGAAGAGGCGGAAGGUGUGCUUUUGUUAGGUAGAGCGCACGCAGGUCUUGUGUGUCAGUUAUUACUGGCAGGUAAUAAUGUCCUUGCCUGCGACGAGUCGGCCAAGGACAUUGCAUAUCUGACAAAGUUCGUCGAUAUACUUGUGAAGGAUGAGAGAUUCGCCUGUCAUGUCGAGAAGCUACGUUGCAAACAUCGUAGCAAUAGGGACAUGUUCCACAAGUUGGGACGCAAGAGACAUAAGGUGUGGGAAUACCUGUUCCGUGAUGCGCCGCAAGGACGGCUUGACGGGAAUUACAUCUACAGGAAAGCAAAGGUGACAGAGACCCUGGAACAUUAUCACGGUGCUCUUACUGGCGCCUUUGAGACUUUUGUCGCUCGAUGCGAGAUCGUGAAGUUCGAUCUUCAUAAAGACCAGCUGAUGUCCAAGGACUACGCUGACCUCGCGAAAUCGGGUGAAGGCUUUAACCCCGUGGCCGCCCCCAGUGUUGGCUCGAUGGUGGCCCCCAUGGAGGGCACCGGUUUGCCAAACAUGGGAAUAUGUGGUCCCAAUGAUGAAGAUGACAUUGAUAUGCCAGGCGAGGCGUCGAAGCUCGCACCAGGCGAUCCAAUUCCUUCCGGCUAUUGUGCUGAUCCGACCACAAUUUAUUUCUUGGGGGGCAAACACGCUCGCACUGGUGAGGACAAGUGGGGCCAUGACAUCGUGUGGCAUGAGAGCAUUUUUGAGCCCUGCAUCCAAGAUGGGGAGUGGAAGAUGGCGGUCAAAUACACACGCGGAUGGCAGACGUUUCGCCGGAUGUCAAAGGACACUUGGCUGAAAACGACGGAACUCGCGAUUAUGUACCGCGUGCAAAAGGAGAAUCCGAGGAAGAGCGAGGGUGCUGUCAAAGACAAGGCCAAAGAAUUGUUUUCUGUAUUGCGAGACAAUCAGCACUUGGAGUACAGUUGGAAAUUUUACGCCCUGCCAACGAGUCCCUCAUGGGGCAAUCGGUCAAGAGGUAUGAUUGCAGAGGCUGGAAAGAGGUCCGAGAGGGUGGACGAGGAACACUUGUUCCCGUUCACGUGGACAUCAAGAAGACACGCCAUAGCGAUAACGAAACGGGACGUAUUGCGAUUGGGUGCGCAGCAGUGGCUGAACGACGACGUGAUCGAUAUGUACUUACAGUCCGUCUAUGAAGAACAUUUCCCUGCACAGGACAACACGACACUUCAUGAGGAAGGCGAAGAAGAAAACACCGACGAAGAAAUGUCAGAAGAAGWAGAACAUGAGAGAACGCAGGAAGGAGGAGAAGGUGACGAAAGUGAUGCAAAGGAGAGCAAUCCGGAGGGAGACAGCAACGGCGAGAACACGGACAGAUCCGAGGAGGGCGAAGAGGAAGAGGAAGGCAACAGUGAAGACGAAGAAAGAGAGAUUACAUCUGCUGAGAACAGUGCGAAAUGCGGAAGUGAUGAAAAAAUGGCAGGCGCACUAGGGACUUCAUCGAACGACAAACAAAUUGUGCAGAGGGAGAAUGUACCGCUACAGGGUAAGAGGAAGGGUGCCUUAUAAAGACACCACUAUGUGUGCACAGCACGGUCGUUUUCGGUAUUGCAGAAACGA